This is a messenger RNA of Bipolaris maydis ATCC 48331, 2079 nucleotides long. Its product is annotated as Metallo-dependent phosphatase-like protein. NCBI's taxonomy places the organism in Eukaryota, Fungi, Ascomycota, Dothideomycetes, Pleosporales, Pleosporaceae. Gene Ontology annotation, cellular component: cytoplasm. The record is from RefSeq and is a predicted model, not a curated record. Gene Ontology annotation, molecular function: phosphoprotein phosphatase activity.
ACCAACACAUCGCCUCACCCAACUUGUUCGCCUGCGCAUGCGCCUCUCCUCCUAUAUUUGUGGUUCAACAUAUCCGAAAAAAAAGGCGCUGUACCAUGGACAUGAGUCCGACCUGCUGCCAAGCAACCCUCUCCUAGACACAUCUCUGGCUUCAUGACCAUUCACUCGCACCCUCGACGGCCUCCACCAUGACGCGCCGAAUAGUCCGCACGGGCAUCCAGCUCGUUGCCCUCACCAUCCUCCUUUCCAUUACAGUCUUCUUCCUCGACAACCGCUACCGAGUCCUCCCCCAGUCCGUCCACAGCCACCUGCCUCUCCACCAUGAUGGCCUCGUCAUAACCGAUAUUACCGUGCAGACCUGCUCGACAAUCAACCCACUAUCCAAGUGCAUGCUCGACCAAAAGAUAUGGCAUCGCAUAGAAAAGGAUCUCUACCUCAACAAGGGUUGGGUUGGCAGGGCAUAUGUACACGUCAAGCGGAAGAGGGAAGAGGAACUAGGCGCCGAAGACAAGGUCAUAAUCGAUGUUCGCACAGGCAAACUUGACCCGUCCAUUGGCGAAAAGGCGCAAGCAUCUGAAAAAUGGGAGUCUAGACCGGCAGGCGUCUGGAUCAAGAAAUCACUCAAGCGCCAUGCCAGCGACUCCAAAAAGGCCGUAACAGCCGUCGACAUCUUGUUUGGCGCCGAUGCCGUAGAGCCUCGACCUGGCUGGGCCUUGGUCAAGAAUGGUCCUCUGCACUUGGACAGCAGCAAGGACAGUGCAGAGCCACGCCUCACCAUACGGCGCGGUCGAGCCGUCAAGCUUGAGAAGCCAAUACCAAAGAUUAGGAAGGAUGGCAAAUUCAAGAUUAUGCAGAUAUCCGACUUGCACCUCAGCACUGGUCUCGGCAAGUGCAGAGACGAAGAGCCCAAAGGCGCAAAUGGCGGACACUGCGAUGCUGACCCUAGAACAAUUGAGUUUGUCGAGAGAGUGCUCGACGACGAGAAGCCUGACAUGGUUGUCUUGUCUGGCGACCAGAUCAAUGGAGACACGGCCCCAGAUGUUCAAAGCGCCAUGUUCAAGAUUGUGGAUCCCCUUGCUGAGCGCAAGAUACCGUACGCCGCCAUCUUCGGUAACCACGACGAUGAAGGCACUCUCUCGCGCCAUGCACAAAUGGAUCUCUACGACUCUCUACCCUAUUCCGUCAGCGAACCAGGCACCAACACGAUUGACGGCGUCGGCAACUACUUUGUCGAAAUCCAAGCGCACAGCAGCAAGCACUCGGCCCUAACCCUCUGGUUCCUCGACACACACUCGUAUUCGCCCGACGAAACGCACUACCGAGGCUACGACUGGAUCAAGCCCAAUCAAAUCGAAUGGUUCAAAACCACGGCCGAAAGCCUCAAAGAAGCGCACCGCCACUACACGCACAAGCACCUCGACAUGGCUUUUAUCCACAUCCCCUUGCCCGAAUACGGCGACCGCGACAACGACCGCGUCGGCAACUGGACCGAACCCAUUACCGCUCCAGCAUUCAACACACACUUCAAGGACGCCCUCGUCGAAUUCAACAUCAAAUCCGUCUCGUGCGGCCACGACCACGUCAACGACUACUGCUCCCUCGCAAAGGACCCCACGACGGGCGAACCCCAAAUCUGGAUGUGCUAUGCCGGUGGCAGUGGGUUUGGUGGCUACGGCGGCUACAAUCACUUCCACCGCCGUCUCCGCGUGUUUGAAAUCGAUACGAAUCAAGCGCGCAUUGUGACGUGGAAGCGCCUCGAGUAUGGCGAUUUGGACAAGAAGCUGGAUUUGCAGAUUAUUGUGGAUUCAGGACGCGUUAUGCCGAUUCAGGUGGGGAAUCAAGAGUAAGUGAGUGAGUGGUAUUGUCAUUGUUAUCUCUCUCUUUUUUUCUUUCCUCUUUUUCUUCUUCUUCUUCUCUUGAGAAAAUGGAACGACUAGGGAGGUGUUUGGGCGUGGAUGGGGAGGGGGGAAUGUUCAUACAUGGCUUGAAUUUUGCAUUUGUGAGAAAUGGAUUCAAAAUGUGACUUUUUUUCUACUUUUCUUCUCUUCUUUUUCUUUGACGGGACGAGAAUGUAAUGUC